Molecule: messenger RNA, 2431 nt
Organism: Passer montanus (Eurasian tree sparrow)
Lineage: Eukaryota; Metazoa; Chordata; Aves; Passeriformes; Passeridae
Product: globoside alpha-1,3-N-acetylgalactosaminyltransferase 1-like
Exons: 8
Coding region: 538-1572 (344 amino acids)
Biological process (GO): carbohydrate metabolic process
Cellular component (GO): vesicle; Golgi apparatus; membrane
Molecular function (GO): globoside alpha-N-acetylgalactosaminyltransferase activity
Source: RefSeq, a predicted model, not a curated record
CCUGUUCCACGCUGGAGUCCAGCAAGGAAAGCUCUCCUCGGGCACAGAUGGAGCUCUCCCCGUGGAUAUCUUCUCUUUCUUCACUUUCUGAACAGCCCUGCACUCACAGCUUGCCACUUCAGUUGUAGAAAUCCGAAAUCCACGUUUGGAAAUCUGAAAUAGUUGCUCUGCAAAGAAUAUUUUCCAUGGAACGGUCUACAAGUGAGGUUCCAAUCACAUUCUAGAAAGUAGAAAGCUCUGGCUGGAAAUAUAUCUGGUUUGGUCCUGAGGAAGCAGGAGUGAGAUGAAAGCCCACGAGCCUGAUCCACAGCUCCCUGCUGCUGUCCUCACUGAAGUCAAUAAUGAAAGGAAUAACAAUUAAUGUGCUUGUACUGGAGGCCCCACACAAAUGCAUUUUGUGUUCAACACGGGGACCAGCCAAAGUUUACACUGUGGGCACUUCUGCUUCCCUGUAAACAGAAAAAGAGAUUGAUUUGAGCUUUUAAGAGUGAAAGCUGCUGGAAUUCAGAAGUUGCCCUUCCCUCUCCUGCAGAAGAUAUGAUUUCCAGGAAGGUGCUGCUGGGAUCUCUUGUCUGCCUGGGCGGUGUUGCUGCAGUUAUCUGGGCUGUAGCUGGGAGUGGAAAAGUUCAUUACCUGCCCUACUACCUUCCCUGCCCUGAAAUCUUCUCCAUGAAACUCCAAUACACAGAAGAGAAGCUAAUCCAGCUUUUCCCCCAAUUAUUUUAUCAGCAGCCAAGAGUGCUGGCGCCAAAGCGCCAGGAUGUGCUGACAGUCACACCAUGGCUGGCCCCCAUCGUCUGGGAAGGGACCUUUGAGCCUGAGAUCCUGGACAGUGCCUACAGACCCCUGAACCUCACCAUAGGGGUGACAGCCUUUGCUGUUGGAAAGUACACGAGGUUCGUGCGGCGCUUCCUGGAGUCGGCGGAGCAGCACUUCAUGCGGGGCUACCGGGUGAACUACUACAUCUUCACUGACAGCCCCCAGAGCAUGCCCCACGCCCAGCUGCAGCCGGGGCGCAGGCUGGUCGCCGUCCCCGUGCAGAAGCACCUCAGCUGGCAGGAGAUCUCCAUGCGCAGGAUGGAGGCCAUCAACCGGCACGUGGCCAGGGAGAGCCACGGCCAGGUGCAGUACCUCUUCUGCCUGGACAUCGACAUGGUGUUCCACAACCCCUGGGGCCCCGAGACCCUGGGGGACAUGGUGGCAGCCAUCCACCCUGGCUACUUCCACGUGCCACGGGAGCAGUUCCCUUAUGAGAGGAGGAGCUCCUCGGCGGCCUUCAUCCCUGAGGGAGAAGGGGAUUUCUACUACGGAGGGGCCGUGUUUGGAGGCUUGGUCAAGAAGGUCUAUGAGUUCACCAAGAUCUGCCACAUGACCAUCCUGGCAGACAAAGCCAACGGGAUCAUGGCAGCCUGGCAGGAGGAGAGUCACCUCAACAGGCAUUUCCUGUCCCACAAACCCUCCAAGGUGCUUUCUCCAGAGUACAUAUGGGAUGACAGGAAGCCAAAGCCGCCCGAAAUCCGCCUCGUACGUUUUUCCACUGUGAAUAAGAACUACAAGGAGGUCAGAAACUGACCAUCCCUGCAGAGAGAUCCUCCACGCAGCCAAACCCACGCAAAUUAGUUUCUGCACAAUGUGCCCCACCUUGAAUUUCUGUUUCUGGUAGGAGCAAACUGGGAAGGGAACAUGUGGAUAGUUCCUCUGGAGAGCAGAGUAUAAACACAUUUCAGAAGCAGCAAAGUGCAGGUGAGACUGAAAAGCUUUCUGGAUUCCCACUCUUUGUAAAUACAUCCUGCUUGAGGCUGCAGCACACAAAAAAGCAUCCACAAGGCCAGUUAUCCAAUGCAUGGCUGCAGUUGCCUUUGCCUGAGCGUUUUCCAGAGACCUGGUGGAAAUUUAACAAGAUCAAAAUGGCAUUUGACGUUCCUGUGGAGAAGAAAACCUUGGGUUUUGGUAAAGACCUUUUCACUUAAAAAAAAAAUAACAUUGCAGGGCAAUAAAUUUUCCUGAAUUGUGAUUUAAACUAACGCCUUUUGUCAGAAUCAGGAGGAAACUUGCACUCAGAGCUCGUUGUCCCUGCCUGGUGUGCAGCAGGAUUUCUUGGACAUUCUCAGCAGAGAGCUGGUGCCAGGCAUUGCCAGUAAGAGCCCUGGUCUGACAGGACAAACAGCGUGAACUCAUCUAGCAGUUAUCUCCCAAAUUCCAGUCUGUGCUUUGGAGACCCAAGUUUAGACAGAACUGGCACAGCUCAGAGCAGGCUGAACUUCUUCAGGUUUAUUUCAAUCACAGAUGUGCUCUGAACCUUUUCCCUGGGUCACAUGUCUCUGUGGAUCAUGUAAUCUUUUCCAACACAGAAAAUCUGGUUUGGAGAUGUUCAUGUUCCUCUCCAUUGCUUCAACCCUUUCCAAUUUUUCUGAGCUCUGUGAAAUAAAUU